AUGAUGAUUCAUCACUUUGAGAUAUGUGUACUGGUUUCUACCAUCCUGCUGACUUUGCUGCCAUGGCAUGUGGUGUCUCAACAUCAGAACCAGCCACACCAUCAGCAGCAGCAUCAUCAGCCAGCCCAAGCUGGCCAUGGGCAUCAUGGAAAACCACUAGAGUUUGCUUCAGAAAUCCACAAUGCUGACCAUAUCCUGGAGCACCUACAAAGUGUGGUGUCCACCAAGAGCAAGGAGCAGAUGACCGAGGAGGAGCUGGAGUUUCACUACUUCAAGCUGCACGACUACGACAACAACAACAAGCUGGACGGGGUGGAGAUCGGCAAGGCAUUGACCCACAUCCACGAAGAUGGUGACACAGAAGCCAAGGUAGAUCAGCAGCCAGUGAUGGCCGACUCGGAGAUUGCCAAUAUUGUCGAUUCGGUUAUCCUCAACAAUGACGAGAAUAAUGAUGGAUACAUCGAGUACUUUGAGUUCAAACGUCGACAGAGCGUUGCCCACCAUGACUCGCCUUCAGCACAGCAACAUCAGGACUCACCACCAUCUCCUGCACAUGAGGACAAACAUUAG
Molecule: messenger RNA, 570 nt
Organism: Candidula unifasciata
Lineage: Eukaryota; Metazoa; Mollusca; Gastropoda; Stylommatophora; Geomitridae
Source: the annotation of a GenBank genome assembly